GCUACGCCAACAAGCAAGGAGCGGUUCAACAACCUACUUUCAACCGUCCAAGUGGAUUUCAACCACAACAAGAAUAAUUUCAGCAACCACAACAAUCAAUGCAAGGUCAAGGUUCGGAUAUUGAUGCAAAACUUCAAAAGAUGAUGCAAGGCAUUGGUACCAUGUUUCAAGAGAGCCAACAAGAGACUAAGAGCGCUAUUAAGGAUUUGAAGACACAAAUGGGAUCCAUGGCGAUUGAGAUAAACAAAUUGAAAGCACAAAAUAGUGGGAAACUCCCUUCUCAACCUAUUAACCCAACAGAGGGUGUCAAUACAAUUACGUUGAGAAGCGGUACACAACUUAUGCAACCCGAAGUUACUGAUUCGGGCAAGGUGGAAACACCCAAGGAGUCGGUGUUGGAGGAAAAAAGGGAUGAAAUUCCCCAAACAACCGAGAUUUGCAAAGUCCAAAAUGGAGGAACUCGAAAAGGAGAUUUUGGACGUGUUAAGGAAGAUUCAUGUGAGCAUACCCCUCAUAGAUGCUAUAAAGAAAAUGCCAAAGUAUGCAAAGGUGUUAAAGGACUUGUGUACCAAUAAGAAAAAGCUCCAAGGUAAUGAAGUGCUAAGUAUGGGAGAGAAUGCUUCGGCAAUCUUACAACAUAAACUCCCACUGAAAUGCAAGGAUCCGGGUAGCUUUGACAUUCCCGUCACUAUUGGUAACACUACAUUUAACAAAGCAAUGUUAGAUUUAGGUGCAUCCGUUAAUUUUAUGCCUGCGUCCAUAUAUAAUUCACUUGAUCUUGGUCCUCUUAAAAAAUCUGGUAUUGUUUUGCAAUUAGCCGAUCACUCUAAUGUUUACCCAAUGGGUAUUGUUGAGGAUGUUCUUAUGCAGGUUAAUCAACUUG
This is a messenger RNA of Papaver somniferum (opium poppy), 883 nucleotides long. RefSeq lists its product as uncharacterized. Bases 99 to 575 code for a protein of 158 amino acids. The transcript has 2 exons. NCBI's taxonomy places the organism in Eukaryota, Viridiplantae, Streptophyta, Magnoliopsida, Ranunculales, Papaveraceae. The record is from RefSeq and is a predicted model, not a curated record.